Triplophysa rosa is the source of this 587-nucleotide messenger RNA. RefSeq names its product galanin/GMAP prepropeptide (gene gal). Lineage: Eukaryota; Metazoa; Chordata; Actinopteri; Cypriniformes; Nemacheilidae. Gene Ontology annotation, molecular function: hormone activity. The record is from RefSeq and is a predicted model, not a curated record. Gene Ontology annotation, cellular component: extracellular region. The coding region runs from base 109 to 537 and encodes 142 amino acids. The transcript is spliced from 7 exons.
UUCAAUAAAAGGCGUCCGAUUCGUGAGUCGCGUCAGAGAACCAGGAGCUACAACAAGAAGGGAUUUAUUACUGUUAUUUAUUCCCCAAAGAAGAAACUGAAACUCAGGAUGCAAAAGUGUAUCGGUGGAGUGUGUGUGUCUCUUAUUUUUUGCGCACUUCUCACGGAGACAAUCGGAAUGGUCAUUGCGGCAAAAGAGAAGAGAGGAUGGACGCUCAACAGCGCUGGCUAUCUCCUCGGUCCUCGUCGUAUUGAUCACCUUAUACAGAUUAAGGAUUCUCCCAGUGCAAGGGGGAGAGAAGAUCUGCUUGGUCAAUAUGCCAUAGAUAAUCACAGGAGCCUUAGCGACAAGCACGGACUGGCGGGCAAGAGAGAAAUGCCCAUGGAAGAGGAUUUCAAGACAGGGGCCCUGAGAAUAUCAGAUGAGGACGUUGUCCAUACCAUCAUAGACUUUCUUUCUUAUCUCAAAUUAAAAGAAAUCGGGGCUUUGGACAGUCUGCCUUCCUCUUUCACAUCAGAGGAGAUCAGUCAACCCUAACUUUGACCAAAUUCUGCAUUUACACACCCUGCGCCCGGCUGAACUCGGCU